Mangifera indica (mango) is the source of this 522-nucleotide messenger RNA. Its product is annotated as CASP-like protein 4D1. Lineage: Eukaryota; Viridiplantae; Streptophyta; Magnoliopsida; Sapindales; Anacardiaceae. The record is from RefSeq and is a predicted model, not a curated record. The coding region runs from base 1 to 522 and encodes 173 amino acids. The transcript has 5 exons.
AUGGCUUCUAAAACAAAGUCGGUCUUGAUAUCAGUAGUUGUGCUGAGGCUCCUAACACUUGGAUUUUUAGCUGCUUCUAUUGUCUUAUUGUUUCUAGAUAAAUUCACUUUUAGUGAUGCAACAGGUGUUAUCGGCUUCCUUUACACUUUUGUUCAAAAUCCAUUUGCUAUAUACCAUGCUUCCAAGGCUUCUAAAAAAUGGAUGUCUUUCAGAAUCAUUGCAUUCUUGUUGGCUACUGGUGCCGGGGCUGGAUUUGCAGUAACCUUCGAGUUCAAAAAACUACUGAAAGAUUUUAUUAAAAGCGUUGGAGCUACAUUCGGUUUCAGUGGGCUGGAUGAAACAGAUUCGAUUACGGAGAAAUUCCUCGACAAAGCUAACGUUGCUACUGGCCUUCUCUUCCUUGGAUUCAUUUGCAUGGCAAUACUUUCUGUGUUUUCCUCGAUAGUAAUUACAAUUAGACCUAUCCAAGGGUCGAGUCAGGCUAAGUUGUGUCUUAUUUGGUAUAACAUAUUGCUAACAUGA